AUGCAUUUGGCGGUGGUUCCCUUACUUGUUGUGUUGGUGGCUAUGUUGGUCGUUCAGCCGUGCAUGGCGGUUCCAAUACCACACCCAAGGUGGCACAUUCAUGUGGUAAAUGGCUUGAGCAAUGAAACUCUAUUGGUGCAUUGUAAGUCUGGAGACGAUGAUUUGGGAAUCCAACAUUUGGUUAGAGGAGCGGAAUUUCAUUGGACUUUUAGGGUUAGCUUGUUUGGAAGGACGUUGUUUUGGUGCUACCUCGAGAAGCCAAAUUUCAGUGUCUCGUUUGAAUCUUUUUGGGUUGAAAAACAUGUUUGGCUCAAUUCUAGGUGCUACGACAAAAAUUGCAUUUGGAUUGCUAAAGAUGAUGGAAUUUACCUACGAAAUAAUCCUGUAAAUAUUGAUGAACGUGUGCAUAACUGGAACAAACUUGCUUGA
Cucumis sativus (cucumber) is the source of this 429-nucleotide messenger RNA. Its product is annotated as S-protein homolog 1-like. Bases 1 to 429 code for a protein of 142 amino acids. Lineage: Eukaryota; Viridiplantae; Streptophyta; Magnoliopsida; Cucurbitales; Cucurbitaceae. The transcript has a single exon. The record is from RefSeq and is a predicted model, not a curated record.